ACAGAGAGUGACACCUCCGGCGGCGGCGGCGGCGCUCGUCGCCCCACUGCCCGCCCCGCUCCCUCCCUCCGCGCCUGCAGGUGAAUAAGAGCCCGUCAAUCCCGCCUCUGAGGAUGAAGUGAUAAAGCGAGAGAGCAGCGAGCCCACAGGAAACGGACGACUCUUCCCCUCGCCGCCAGGCCGCUCUCCCGUAGCGGCGGAACGAAGGUCUCCCUCGCCAAGUCCGCGCAGCUCUCCCUCCCUCUCUCCCUCGCUCUGAUUCGGCGCGCGGGGACUUUUGCUGUUCUUUUACCUCCCGGGAGACGAGCGCGCGGCGGGAGUGGCGCGGAGAAAGGGAGGAAGGCAAGAAAAGCGUGUCCCUGGGCGAAGGAAAAAGCCGCCCUGCUGCGCCUGGGCUGAAGCUGAGCAUCCAGGAGCCGGGCGAAAGCGCCUCAGGUGGGCGCGAGAGUUUUACCGGUCAUUCUCUGGACGAGGGAGGCGCGGGUUGAGGCGGAGGGAUCGAUUCGCGAGGACGGCGUCCUCGCAUUUGCGGCCGAACCCGCCUGUUUUUUGUUUUUAGCACGCGGAAGUGCUCCCCUCUUUUAUAGUAGCAUAUGCUUAUUAAACUAUAAGCUGUUAAUUGGAAGAGUGUUUCGUUGGCUUCCAUUCGUUGCCGUUUCUGUGGAGAGAAAACGAACAGGAACCCCGCUAGGAGAGGCGGUCGUGCCCUUUAUGCACAAAUCCGGAUUCUUUUCGCACCAAAAUCGUGGUGGGGGGGCUUUAAGAAAAGGUAAUGGAGUGGAGGGGGAAGCGGGGUAGGAGACAUAGGCGUGGAAGCUUGGCCAUAUCACCAGUUUAUUUUAAAAGUCAGGACGUGGUGGUGGUGCUUCCUGUAUGUUUGAUCUGAAUGACCUUGGCACCAUACCUCUGCCGAAACACCUGCUGUUUCCUUAUUGUUAAGACGUCGGUUUGGACUACAGAGAUUUCAGUCGUGUGGAUUAUUAUUAUUAUUAUUAUUAUUAUUAUUUGAAUUUAUAUACCGCCCUAUACCCAGAGGUCUCAGGGCAGUUCACAGAAAACUUCAUGAAAGGAAGAAGCUAUAUGCCCAAAAUACCUACACUUCAACGUCUACAGUAAUUUUGAUUAUUGCCUACUAUCAUCUAACGAAAUAAUUUUAGCAAUAUCUAAUAAAACUACACCUAAAUCAAACAAUUAUUUCUUAAAGGCCUAUAUGGGGAGAAGUUACACGGAGAGGUUUCAAUAGCAUGUUACAUGAAUAUGACAAAUGUGUCUACAUUACAUCUGAGCAUAUUUUAAAAGUAUCAGUUAAAAAUAGCAUUCACUGUGGACCCAACAUGUUUUGUGGUAAGGCAAAUCAACUGUAAGGCCUGCUCCAUUGUCUCUAGAACAAGCCAAAAUGGGUAUGAAAAGGAGUGCUAAAGUGGGAAAACUUGCCAUAGCAGCAGCAGCAGCAGCAGCUCCUAUUACCCCACCUUUGGUUGGAUGAUAUUCUAUAUUCUAAAAAUGACUUACGUUGUAUCCAGCCUUACCGGGACGUUUCCCAUCAUAGGAUGGAUAAAAGUGAUCUGCAGAGGCUGUUAAAGAUGUGCAUCGAUAGGAUCUCUUUCUAAGCAGGCAUGGGUGGCCUCAAUACUUGCAGGAUCCGCCUGGGAUCCACUACCUAGAAUCAGGUACAAAAGUGUACAAGUUAAAGAAUUCCGAGGCCCAGGAAUAGAUCUGAGUUCAUUUAUUCCACACACAGAUGUUACUUCCCUCCCUGCUUACCCCCCCAUACUUCAUUUCAGCAGAAGAAUUGUGGGGGGUAACUUUGCUGGCACCUUUGUUAAACAAGAAGUAUGAAAUCUUCACCAAAUCCUCCAAGCUCCUUGGAGCAGAUCCUGCUCCAUCUUCUGUCCAGCACUUUUCCAUAGAAUCUGGCAACUUAUUAUACAACAGAAUUUCAUCUAUUUUUGUUGUUGAUAAUUCCCUUUUUAUUAGAUCCUUUCCUCAAGGAGCCGAGGCCACCAUAUUUGGUUAACACACUAUCCAUUUUACCCUCACAACAUCCACCUAAGUUAGGUUAGGCUGAGAUAUGGUGACUGCCCAAGGUCACCCAGACAGCUUAAAGGCUAAGUGGGAGUUUGGGGCUCUCUGGCCCCAGUCUCACAUACUUGAUUACAACACUACAUUUUUAGCUCAAUCUUCCAGUGAAAAAACCAGUGGUUCCUAGAUGGCUCUUAAGUGGGAUGUAGUAGCUGAUUUGAGCUUGAUUAAUGGGCCCUGGGUAGAUCCAUGACACUUCCUUAUUUGUGCAGUAGCACAUUGCACACAUUAGGCACUAAAUAUGGAGUAACCCAGCAGCUGUAGUGUCUUCAAAGUGGUGGUAAAUAUGAGAGAAGUUUGCUUGUUCUGUGGAAGCAGUGAUUUUGAAAAACAACAUUGUGCAACCAUAUCUACAUAUGAGACUUUGUGCUGAUUUGAGGAGGAAAGCUUACAAACUGAAGGUGUGUGUCAUUACUUCAGGGUAGCUGGGUAUGUGAAAUGAAAUGCCCAUUAAUCUGAGUUCUCUUAAUUGCUGCUUUUUAAAGUAUCUGUUUGGUAGUUACUGGCUACGCAAAACUAUCACAUGGUCCAAAUCUAUAAUUUGUGUGCUCCUUCCUUGUAGAUUAGAGAUCACAUUUGGGCAGUUUUUAUGGGCCUCAUUUCCAGUAAGGGAUUCAGGUUACAUUUCUGCAAACUACCCAAACCAGCACAUAUUUGCAUCUAAAUGGGUUGAGUUACACUGACCUUAGUGGAACAAAGGUUACUGUCCUCAGCUUAAAAUGCUAUCUUUAAACUGUUCUGCUGGCAGUGAAGGAAAUAAAAUGAAAAUUAUGUUCUUAUACUGCACUGUCACAGGCAGAUUGAGAAACUAAGCUGCAGUAGUUACACUUGAGUUCAGGGUUCUGCAUGUCUAAAGUGGUUUGAAACAUCAUCCUAAAUUGUUUGAGGAUUGGGCUGUCCAUUCUAUUGUGGGAGGUGGUGGUGGUGGGGAGCUCAAGAGUUUUUAAAGGCCAUUUUCGCUGAGGCUUUGGACGAUGUACUAUUUGAGCAGGAACAGAAAUUCAUGUGCAGAAUUGUCUUAUUGGUCCUUUUUUUGUUUUCUCAUAUUGUGCUGUUUCUAAGGGAUAUGGGAUUGUUCCUUUGUUUUAAGUACUAAGGGGAAAAGGACGUGAUAAAGGGAAAGGCUGUACUGUAGUUUAGGUUUCCCUGGAAGCAAAUUUCUUGGGUGAGAUGGGGUUUUCCUCUGCCUUCAAAGGCUGAAAGCACUUUAUGAAUAAGCAGUUCCUUCUGCCUGAUAGGGUUACCAGCUUUGUCUGGCAGGGUUGUUUUCCUACCAGCAACUAUGUGAUAAGCAAAAUUGCUUCAGGUGGAACUUUUUUCCUAUCUGAAUUUUCAGCCUGGGAAGAAUUUCAGCCUUUAAACAUCUGCUCACCAUAGCAGCAUUUAAAGACACAGAAGCCUUAAUACUAACUUUGUAUUCUAUGGUCCUGUUCCAGGAACUUCAUUAUUGAAACGGUUUCUCUUUUUCUGUAGAAUACAUUCCAUUUCUAAGUUUAUUUUAAUCUUUCUUGCUUCUGCAGUUGAACCACUAUAGUGCUAUAGGCUAAAGAUGGGGAAUUGCCAUUCACAAAUGCACUAGGGCUACAAUCCUAACCCCACUUACCUGCAGAGUAAGCCCCAUUGAAUUCAAUCGGACUUACUUUUGAGUAGACAUGGUUAGGAUUGCACUAAGUUACCUUAUUAAAGCUCUGUGCAGACUCCAGCUCAGCUCCUCACCUGCAGUGAGUCUGUGUUAGGAUGAGACUGACCUACCAGGAGGGCAGGUUUACAGCAAAUGCCUAUUGACCAUAAGGCAUACGAAAUACUUUGAAUACUUGCUUAUAAUCCUUGUUUGUUAAUAGCACUCCGUCACUAAAGUUGCCUGUUUUAGGAACAAUCAUAUGCUGAAUUGGUGUUAACUGAGUGAUCUUCAGUAGCUGAUACAAUGCAAGUUCAAAAAUAUUUUGCUAUGUGCUUUGAAAAUGACAGUUGAGUGGGGUGUCAGCAUUGUUGACACAAAGUGUCAUCAGAGAAGUUUAAAAGUAUCCCCUGGGUAUACUGGGUAUACUGUAUAAUAACAACGAGGGCAGGAAAACCAAGUUAUGUGUGCAGUUAAUGUACACAUAACACAGAUAUGCUGUCCUCAUGGUUUUGUAUCCUUCUGAAGUGUGAUAUGUGUAAGAGAACCUAAAUCUCCAGUUUUCCAGUACUAAGAAGCAGAUGGAAACUAUGGAGCAGACUUUAUGAUAUCCUAUCUACCAGUAGCACAUGUAACAAAAUAUUUUAUUUUAUUGUCUUCCUACUACUGUGUGACAUCUGGUGCUUUAUAAAUUAUGCUUCAAGGGAAACGGGUGUCCCAGAUAUUAUUAAUUAAGGUGGAGAGACAGUACAGUUACAAUUGAGACUGCAGUGCCAUGCAUGCUUACCUGGGAGUAAGCUCCAUUGAACUUGGAGACUGUGGUGAAUAAACAUGGUUAGACUGCAUAGUGGAAAUUCUAUAGAGGGGAAAUGACUUCUCUCUCAAGCCAAAAAAGAGAGGUUGAAAAAAGCUGUUUCUUUGCUUCGUUAAAAUAAACCUAAGUAGCUUAUACAUGUAUCAUCUCUAUUUGUAGCAUAAUGUGUCAACAGCAAAAAAUAAAGGAUUCUAAUUUUAAUUAUAUGUCCAAUAUAGGAACAUGUCAUUCAUUCAAUGCUUAAGAGAUUUUAAAAUUAUUAAGUGGUUUAUAAACACUUUAAAAUAAAAUAUUCAUAUAAUAAUGAAAGGUUCCUCAGAUUCUCUUAAUAUUAGCUAUUCUUUUUUUCAACCCCAGACAUUUAUUAACUACUGAUAUUCCAAAUGUUAGACUAGUUUUUCCUUAAUGUUCCAAUUAUGCAUUCAAAAUACGUUUGACAUUCUGUUAAAUUAUCAUUCGUAGUGUAACUCACAGUAAAUUAAAUGUAACAUUGCAUCUAUUGUUUUAUGAAUUUUCCAAGCAUUCAGGUGCAACUGGUUGUGAUGUUAAAACUUCUCAUGCAAACAAACAUAAAAUUGCAGGUCUUUGGGUUUCAAAGGUACAAAUGAAUUUCCAUAUUACAUCAGUCCAUGUAAAUUUCACCAUAGAACUUUAAACAAAUGGAUUCAGUCAUACUCAAGAUAAUGUAUAAUUUUGAAAACGUUCCCUCUCUGCAGCAACCUAAUAAAGUUGCUAAUUUUCAUAUAUGAAUUGGAGAUGUAGUUGUGCUAAAUAUUUGUCCUGACUUUUUACUAAUGACACUCAGUGUUGAACUUUUUCAGUGCAAAAUAAGCAAGCAGUACAUUCUUCAUAUGCACACCUUGCAUACUGUGGUGUAUAUCUAUGAAGAACAAAUCAGGUGAUAGAUGCUGUUUGUAUUCUGCAUGAAAGCUUUCCUGUUAUACCAAUUCUUCCAUGAAGAGUUCCCUUUAAUUUAAUUCCUGAGCCUUCUACUGGCCACCAGAAAGCUGCCUUAAAAGUCCUUUUAUAAGUUAGCAUUAUUUGGAACACUUCCACAUCCCUGUGCUGGUACGUGAUGUUUAAAGCCCUGCCCCUGCCUGAAUGGCAUGUUAUAGCCACACAGCCUCAUAUCUAAAUAGAAUAUUGCUUCAAAAAGCACUUUUGGAAAGCAUGAAGGUGAGUGUGCUAAACAAUACCUUAAAUGAAAAAAAGAGAUCUCUGUGCUAUUAACUACAGCAGGUUAAUGGCUAUCUGAUUCAAUGAGCUCCCCCCCCCCCCUUGAAAAUGAUGUAAAAACUUUUUGGAUACAUGCUCUGUCUAGCUGUAAGUACUUGAUGGGAAACAUCUAGUUCUUCUGAGAAGGGUGCUAAAGAAAGUGGUUUUCUUCUGAUCGAAAUAAGUUCAGACCAUAUGACCUGCCACACCAUGUUAUCUGCUACUAAAAAUGGUUGAUGCACCAACUGGGGAGGCAUGAUACGCUAAGUGAGCACUGAGUUCAUAACAUUUCUGGUCCAGGGUAAGCUAGCCUUGAACUGAGACACCUUUUGGGUAUUUGAUUUCAACGUAACUGAUACCACUUGGUCAGAUGAGCCAGAAAUGUACAAUUGCCAGCAAAUAGAACUGUCUUUUUUGUUAAAUAAAUACAGAAUAUUUUACCUUUGUCUUGCUACCUAGUAAUGAGAGUACAUGAUGGUAUAGUGUGGAUUUCUUGAUAUUGUGUGCUGAGAAUAGUUAGGUUCUUCAUCAGAGUUGCAGGAAAUCCAGCUGUGUGCUGUUUGAGAACAAGCUUGGGAUGUGAUAUUAUUUUUUAAAAGUUAUUGGAAGUUACCAGCAUCAGCUUUGCAUAUAUUCCUGUUUUUAAUAUUAAAUUUUAAAUUAUCGUAACUCAUUUUGGGACCUGAUGGCGAAGGAUGUGUAAUAAAUUGAAUAUAUAACAAUAAAUAGUAGCUGUGGGAGGAGCUUAUCAGAGCUUGCAGGGCAGCGGCGCGCGCCUAGUGGCGCGUGCAGUUUGAUCCAUCUUUUAGAUUUAGGGGAGCUAGUCUCAAACGUUUGUUGGGGGAGACCUAGGGUUUUUUGGGGGGGGGAGUUAUUUGUCCUGUCUUCACGCUUUUUAUGAUGGAGGACCACUGUAGCCACCCCCAACGACACGUUCUCAAGAUGGAGGGGGAGGAAACAGCUGCAGUUGCCUGCGGCUCCUGUGCAAUGUUUGCCAUCUUGCCAAAGGUUGCAGGCAGCUUUACCUGCAGCAAUUGCAUGUUGAUUGCCCUCUUAGAAGACAAAGUCCAGCAACUGGAGGAACGUGUAGCUACGCUCCAAAGAAUUAGAGAGCUGGAGCUCUUCUUGGAAGCAACAGAGCACACCGCCUCCACCAAGGAGGAGACAGGGGACUCCCCUGAGAAGGAGGCUAGUUCACCAACACAGGAGCCAGAUAUAUGGAGAAACGUAACUCAAAGAAGUAGGAGGCCCAGGGUUCGCUCUGAUUGUUUAGAAAUACACAAUCGCUUUGAGGUCCUUUCCCCUAGCAUGGAAGAUGAAGAGCAGACUCCAUUUGAGGAUCUCUCCCUCAUUACAGUUGAUCAGGUAAAUGAAGACGAGCAGCAAAGUCAGUCCUCAGGGAAUGUGCAGGCGACCUUGGAACGGACAGCUCACGGAAGAACCCCAACCAAACCUAAGAGGAGGUGUGUAGUGGUGAUAGGGGAUUCCCUACUGAGGGGAACAGAAGCAGUGAUCUGUGGGCCUGACAAGAUGUCUCGGGAAGUGUGCUGUCUCCCCGGGGCUAAGAUCCAAGAUGUAACUGAACGACUGCAAGGAAUCAUAAAACCCACUGACAAAUACCCCUUCCUCUUGGUUCAUGUGAGGACCAAUGACACUGCAAGCAAUAGCCUCCAGAAGAUCAAAAGAGACUACGAGGCACUGGGCAGGAAAUUGAAGCAAUUAAAUGCACAAAUUGUCAUCUCAUCUGUCCUCCCAGUUGAGCGACGUGGCCCAGGGAGAGAGGGGGAAAUAGUGGAAGUGAACAGCUGGCUUCGCAAAUGGUGUAAACAGGAACGGUUUGGAUUCUUAGAUCACGGACUGCAGUUUCUUGAAGAUGGACUUCUGGCAAGCAAUGGGCUGCACCUCACAACGGUUGGGAGGAAUGUUUUUGCCAAAAAUUUCAGAAACCUCAUCAGGAGGGCUUUAAGCUGACUAAUGUGGGGGAGGGAGACAGUGCUCCUGAAGGCAGGAGUCUAUCAAUUGAUGAAGAUGAUCAUCCAAAUGUCAUAGACCAAAUGGAGCAAACAGCACACAGACCUAGUGGUGGGAGGAAAAAAUCCUUAAAUAAGAGACAUGGGGGAAAUGAUUAAUGGACUUCAGUGUCUAUACACUAAUGCACAAAGCAUGGGAAAUAAACAAGAUGAGCUUGAGCUCUUGGUGCAGCAAACUAAAUAUGACAUAAUAGGCAUCACUGAAACCUGGUGGGAUAAGUCCCACGAUUGGAAUGUAAUAAUGGAGGGAUACAAUCUAUUUCAGAGAAACAGACCAGACAAGAAAGGAGGAGGAGUGGCGUUAUAUGUCAGGGAUGUGUAUACCUGUGAAGAGAUCCAAGAUUUAGAACCUCAAAGCCAAAGUGAGAGCAUUUGGGUCAAAAUUAAGGGAGAGAAGAAUAACAGUGACCUCAUUGUGGGAGUUUACUAUAGAUCCCCAAGCCAAACGGAGGACAUAGAUGAUGCCUUCCUGGAACAGAUGGCCAAGCAUGCAAAAGGAAGGGAGAUAGUAGUAAUGGGGGACUUCAAUUACCCGGAUAUUUGUUGGAUGUCAAACUCAGCCUAGAGCAUAAGGUCAAACAGAUUCCUCACUGGCCUUGCAGACAACUUCAUUGUCCAGAAAGUGGGAGAAGCAACAAGAGGAACAGCCAUUUUAGAUCUGGUCCUAACCAAUGUUGAUGACCUGGUUAGUGGGGUAGAAGUGGAAGGAUCAUUAGGCGCGAGUGAUCAUGCUCUUCUGAAGUUUACUAUACAGCGGAAAGGAGCAGCCAAGCAUACUAAUACUAAAAGGAAAGGGAGUUCAUGAUGGCUGGGAGUUUGUUAAGAGGGAAAUAGUAAAAGCAAAACUUCAGGCAAUACCAAUGAGACGGAAACAUGGAAGGUGCCUAAAGAAGCCAGGGUGGCUAUCUAAAGAACUUUUAACUGAGUUAAGAUUAAAAAAGGAUGUGUACAAAAAAUGGAAAAGGGGGAAACCACCAAAGAGGAAUUCAAACAAAUAGCCAGCACGUGUAGACACAAAGUCAGAAAAGCUAAAGCACAGAAUGAACUCAGGCUUGCUAGAGAGGUUAAAAGCAACAAAAAGGCUUUUAUGGGUAUGUUCGUAGCAAAAGGAAGAACAAAGAAACAGUGGGGUCACUCAGAGGAGAAGAUGGUGAAAUGCAAACAGGGGACACAGAAAGGGCUGAACUCCUCAAUGCCUUCUUUGCCUCAGUCUUCUCCGAUAAAGAAAACAAUGCCCGACCUGAAGAAUUUGGAGCAAAUGAUUCAGCAGAGGAAACACAGCCCAGAAUAACUAAGGAGAUAGUACAAGAAUACUUGGCUAGUCUAGAUGUAUUCAAGUCUCCAGGGCCAGAUGAACUGCAUCCAAGAGUAUUAAAAGAACUGGCAGAUGUGAUCUCAGAACCACUGGCAGUCAUCUUUGAGAAUUCCUGGAGAACAGGCGAAGUCCCGGCAGACUGGAGGAGGGCAAAUGUUGUCCCUAUUUUCAAAAAGGGGAAAAGAGAGGACCCAAAUAAUUACCGCCCAGUCAGUCUGACAUCAAUACCAGGGAAGAUUCUGGAGCAGAUCAUUAAGCAAACAGUCUGUGAGCACCUAGAAAGGAAUGCUGUGAUCACCAAUAGUCAGCAUGGAUUUCUGAAAAAUAAGUCAUGUCAGACUAACCUGAUCUCGUUUUUCAAUGCUUUUCCUGCUCCUUUUAACUUCCACAAGGACAGGUACUUUAUUUAACUCUAGACUAACAAAGCUAUUGCCUGCCAAGAGUGCCUGCUCUUCGUUGCUCUAUGUAUGCCUUCCUCCUCACAGAAGCCAUAAGAGACCAUUUGGUAGCAGCUCUCCAAGGUUUCAGGCAGGAAAGGAGUCUUUCCCAGACUUACAUGGGUUUACCAGGGAUUAUAUCUGCAACCCUUUUUUACAGUACAUGAACCAUUUUGGCUCUCCCCUGUUAAUCUGGAACAAUCUUGCUGCAGCUUGAAAAGGCUCUAUGGUGACUUUGAGAAUUGUAUGUAGUCCAAGUCUUUGGUGGAAUAGUUGUAGUACAGUAUUGGAAUUUCCCUGGCCUGUUCACUAUAUGAAUUUAAAAGCUGCAUGACUGGAAAAGGAUCAUUACUGAGUAAUUUAAAGGUGGUACUAGUGUUAUUUUGAUUUUUACUUCCAGGCAUGUAAUCUUGUGCCACGUAAUCAUUUCACUGGUUUGGCUUUAAUUUAUACUUCCUUGUAUGUUCUUUUGUAAAUUGAAGCUAUAUAGUUAGAACUAUAAAUUACUGACCUGAAUACAUGUUGCUGACUCAAAAGGGAAGUAUCUAGAAAGAUCUCAACAAACAAACUUGGUGAUGAAUGUAUCCGUGAUAAAUAAUAAGCUUGUGUAUACUGUAAGUUGAGAAGCUUUCCCAGCUUGUUUACUGGUUUUUGUAGGAAACAGAAAGUUUGCAUUGUAUUACUUUUUCUCUCCUUUAGUGCAACAUAGUUGACAUGGGAAGAAUACAUGGGGUUAAAUUCAAACUAGCAAUGCAGAAGUAGGUAGGAUUUAAGCCUAAAAUCAGUGGGACUAAAAUUUUGAUUGAUAUGCUGUGAUUCUAUACACUAGUGGUGGGGAAUCUUUUUUCUAUAUAUGGGGGGGGGGAAAUCAGCUGGAGGCUAGAGCUGAUGGUAGACUGGCUGCAGUGGAAGGAAGAGAAAUUGAAAACUGCUAGGGAAAAGAUGGGAUAGAGGAUUCUGGAAAAUGGCAUGAUUGGUUAGGGAACCUGAACAGAAGAACUUCACAGCACAGCAUUUUAUGACAGAUCCUCCUUGCAAUUUAAUAAAAAUAAUUAAGGCUGGAAACACAGAUAUCUUUGAAUUGUAGACUCCCCCACACAAAAAGGUAUGUGUUCUUCUCGGUAUCAUGCACAUGGGUAGGUAGGUGUCUGUUAAAAGGGGUCAGUCCAGGAGCAUACUUAAACCAGUGCUGCACUUGGGGCAAAUUUUGGAGGGGAGAUGUUUGCUUUCUUUGGGCUAUAGUCUGUCCUUUCGUAGUAUAUCAUGCAUGCUCAAGGUAAGAGUGAAUUUGUUGUUACAUUUGAAUGGCUGUCAAAAAAACCCACAAGCAUAGUGAAAGAGCAGGAACACAUACAUAGAUGACUAACCAACUGGUGUUCAGGGCAAAUAAAUUAUGGCUAUGUUCUUAAACAAUUUAUGUAAAGUGUUAUUUGUUCAAGGCGUUGGAAUUUCACCCAUUUAACAAAAGGAAUGGCGUGAGUUUUGCCUUUUAGGCUGUAUAAUUUAUAAUUCCUGAAUCAGCAAGGAUUCAGUUGUUGAGCUAGCCAGACCACCUUCUUGGUAAUGGCCACCUAAAUAUGAGUUGUUAUGAGUUGUUAAGGUAACAGAGGAAGUGGCUCUGUGCCAGAGAGCAGAUGGGUAGGGGCCUGCUAUAACUGGUUGUUAGACGGACAAAAGCCAGAGUUGAGGUGUGUAAGAGCUGGAAGCUAGAAGCAGGUUGCUGGCAGAAAUAAUAAUAAUGAUCACAACAACAACAGCAGCAACAACAAAUAUAAUUAAUAAUUAAUAAUUCAUACCCCACCCAACCACUUUAGGUGGCUUCCAGCAAAUAUAAAAACAUAAUAAUGGACAAUUAAUUGACAUUUGAAAGAGGCUGCCUCAAUACUUUAUUAUUACAGUAUAACAAAGUUGGAUUGAUGGGUAAAGUGUGAGUGUCCUCUGCAGGAGUGAAUUGUAAGGCAUUGUAGUACCAUCCUGUAAUGUCUACUGAGAUGUAAGCCUUAUUGAGUUCAGUAGGACUUACUCCCAGGCAGAGUGUGUGUGUGUGUGCGUGUCUGUGGAUUGUAACCACAGUUACUUGCUUCAAAACUUUAGUGCAUCUUAUAAUUGAGAAAGUAAUUUUCUCUAUUUAUAGGUUUGUCUGAAACUUGCAAAAGACGAAUUGCUGAAAAUCAAGAUGGAGUCUGAUUCAGUAAGUGAAUAUCUUUCAAAGAUAGCAUGCCAUUUGUGGUGAUUUGUAAAAGUGUUUUCAGAAAAAAAGAGAUGGCAAAUAUUAUUAUAAAUGAACCUUAAUUUAUGCUUAUUGAAAAUAACGUCUCCACAUCACACUUUUGUCUUAAAUCUAGGAUCUGAUCUUUUUUUAAACGAUAUUAUGGCAGUUGGAAAACCAACAGGAAAGUAUUGCGUGUAAAUCUGCCAAAAAGCAUUUUGAACUUUAAUGGUGCAAACAGUUGCUGGUGCUUGCUCAUCUAAAGUUCAUCUCAAUUCUUCUAGCAAGUGGGGACAGGUCCAUAAUUUUGGCCUGGUUUUGCUAGCCAAAUAAAAAACUGUGUUUGAUGGGGCCUCGUUUAGCUCAGCACAGCAGCGACCCAUGAGCCUGCCUGUGAAAAGCCUGUCAGAACCCUUGUUGGGACAUUGUGGACCUCCACCCUUCCUCCCCCAACUAGGACCUGGGAAUAUGGUGGGUAACAUUGUGCAGCUGUUGACAUGAUAGCUCCACCCUGCUCCACCCUGUCCCACCCCUGCCCUAGCUGUGCUUUCACGCUUGCCAGAUAGCAACAGCACACAUCCCAUGGUGAAUCUAGAGGAAGCCUAAGAAGUGGGCUGGAUUUGUAACAGACUUUGUUCUGCUAUAGUGCCAAAAUGCUUAUAGAAUGCUAUAAGCAUUGGAACCUUAUCAAUGCAGCACAGUAGAAAACAUCAUUUGUGGGUAGCCACUACAUAAGGCAGCCCUUGGGUGCAGGGGGAAAUGCUGCUGAAAUCAUCAACAUUGGGUUUGACAAUUGACAGUGAACAUAGUAGCCAGGGCAGACCCAGCACUGCUUGUGGCAGUCAUGGGGACCAUCACAUGUUUUCUCUGCUGCUAUCACUGAUUUAGCAGCAGGCAGCACCCCUCAGCAUAUUCCACCAGGUCUUCAGACAUGCUCCAUGGGUGAACAGGUGGCAGCAGCCAAGCUCAGCUUUCAUACAUAGUGGCUGUCUGCCAUUUUAAGUUAUCUAAAAUGCAAGGUCUUGGUUUAUAGAUAUAUGAAAUUUACUGAUGAUUUGUGAUUGUUUUACUGAUGCUUUGUUAAUUAUUCUGUAUGGUUUAUGUUUUAUUUGUGAUGUUCUAUUAUAUUGUUGUUUUUCAUUGUUUGUGAGCCACUUUGUGAUUCAUGUGAGUGAAAAGCAGCAUAGAAAUAUAAUAAAUGAUAAUGAAAUUAAAUAAGUUAUUUUAACCUUUUUUAAAAAAAUAUUUUAGAAAUAUAAUAAAUGAUAUGAAAUUAAGUUGUUUUAAACUGUUUUUUAAAAAAAUAAUUAAAGACUUUCUUGGGUUUUAAGAACUGUUUUUAAUGUUGUGUUUUAAAUUGGUGCAACCUGCCCUGGGAUGUUAGGGAGAAGGACCAGCGAUAAAUUAAUCUGAUGACAAAUGACAACAGCUAUUGCAACAAAUAAAUAGACACUUAAGUGAACUAUUACAAAGUGAGAGAUGUUGGUAUUCCAGUGCUUUCUAAACAAUAUUUGUUUAUUCAUGUGCUGAUUUUGUUGUACCUGAUUAUUUCUGAUUUUUAGAGGCCACCUCCGUAUUAUGAAAAUUUUGCCUAUCAGCCAGAAAAUGCAGCUUCUCAUAGAUAUUUCGGUGGCCAUAACAUGUAUCCACAAUACCCACCUCCGUAUUAUCCUCCAUCAGUGCCACAUUACGUCCCCAGAAUUUCAACUCAUGAGUCAACUCCAGUGCCAACAAUAGCACAACCAAAGUCUACAAAAAUCUGCACGCCAAGUAAGCUUUGCUUUAUUUUUUUUUUAAAAACAAGAUUUUCUGUAAUUAGACCUGUUGUAUAGGUUUCCAAAAAAGCCUCUUUGUAUUUGUUCAUAUGUUUAAAUAUUGUUCACAUGGUUGUACAGUGGUACCUCGGGUUAAGUACUUAAUUUGUUCCGGAGGUCCAUUCUUAACCUGAAACUGUUCUUAACCUGAAGCACCACUUUAGCUAAUGGGGCCUCCUGCUGCCACUGUGCCGCUGCUGCUCGAUUUCUGUUCUCAUCCUGAAGCAAAGUUCUUAACCCGAGGUACUAUUUCUGGGUCAGUGGAGUCUGUAACCUGAAGCGUAUGUAACCUGAAGCAUAUGUAACUCGAGGUACCACUGUACUUCCAUUGUUGUACCUUGCGGGGGGUGAGGGUAGCAGGGAGAAUAGAAUGGUGGGCAGUUCAUUGAAUUAAUGAUGUUAUGGAUUAUUAUUUUUUGGGUGGGCUGCUUUUCUUUAAACUGGUAUGUACCUGUAGGUUAGAAAUAGACUGUCUAGUCUUACAACUCAUGAUAGUUUUCUCUCUAUAUAUUUUCAGGACUCAGGAAAAUAUUGUUACUCAUUCUAGCCAUUGCAAUACUGCUAAUAGGAGCUGCAAUAGCAUGUGUUCUCAUCUGGUUUUUCGGUAAGGAUCUGUUUGUGUUUAUAGAAGCUUAAAAUAUCUUGCAACAUGUUUGCCUGUGAAAUAGGUUAGGUAGGCUGAGAGACUGUGACUGGCCCAAGGUCACACAAUGAGCAUCAUGACUGAGUGGGGAUUUGAGCCCAGGUCUCCCAGAUCCUAGUCCCACACACAUUCUUAACCACUUCCCCACAUUGGCCCUCUUAACAACCACAUAAUUAUUAAAUUAUGGACCAUACAUGUAUGGUCAUGGCCACAAACGUCUGAUAGCAUUAGUCCAUCCUGCUUCCUUUUCUCCCCACCCAUAUUUGAAAUGCUUUUGCUCAUGAAGCAUGGUGCUCUUUUUGUUGCCAGUGAAGUAGAUUCCUAAAUCUGAUUUGUUUCUUUACAGUGACAGACAGUUGUUAUGGCUCCAAGAUACGGUGUGGCACUCUGGGAGUUUGUGUGUCACCAUCUCAGUGGUGCAAUGGAGUAAAAGAUUGCCCUAAUGGUGAAGAUGAAAAUCGUUGUGGUAAGUGCAUUCAGUGAAUUAUUUUUAAAAAUAAAUAAAUAAUUGAAAGCUCCUCCUCUUUAGGCAGCCUAUAGUCAAUGGUAGCCAAUAUUAUCUACGGCUAGAUUCUAUGUAGCAGUUGUUGGAGACAUUCAAGAUUUCUCGCACAGGACACUGGCCAUUGACCUGCAGUCAUUGCUUCAAUUAUGGUGAGGUUUCCCCUGUGCUGAAAUUCUCCUAGCACAGUAAGCACAGAAGUACAGUAAGGGGAAUACUAGGGCCAUGGCUGGCCUGUGGCUUGUGAUCCUAGAACAACAAACUUAUUUUGUCGUCUCCCAAGUAAAGUAAUCAGCCACAAGUUGGAAAUAACCUCUGCCUUGGGGAUGGGGAGCCUGUGGCUGCCCACUGUUCUUGGAUUCCCAUUUCCCACUGUCCCUGACCAUUGACCAUAGCGGCUGAUACUGAAAGAACUUGGGAGUUCAAUAACAUCUGAAGGACCACAGCUUCCCCAUCCCUGUUCUUUAAAUAUAUAUAUUAAAGAUUUUCUUUGAUUAAAACCCUCCCUCUUCUACAUGUUUGGAUAAUUACUACAGACAUCCACACAGAGGCCCCUCCCAGUGUUUGUAAUCUUAUCAGCAAUUCCCACCUACCCUUUAGCAACACCUGGCUUCUUUUUGCAGAAAGGGAAAAUCAGAGUUGCAGCAACUGCUAUAUAUGUGUCAGCCAGGUAAUCUCCUUAUUGAAAUUUGAUGGUUCUGAGACUUGUAUGUCAUCAGAAAAUCUAUUUUUGUUUUAGUUAGGCUUUAUGGGCCAGAUUUUCUCCUGGAAGUUUAUUCAUCUAAAAGCAAAAAAUGGUACCGUGUUUGCUAUGAUGAUUGGAAUAAUGAACAUGGAAAGACUGCCUGUGAGGAUUUGGGAUAUAACUCGUAAGUAUAGUGAUAUUUUAAUUAUAGCAAAUAUAGACUGAAAUAAUUUGACUGCAAUAAUUUCCAUAUAAUGAGGGGAAGGACUAGACCAUGUGAAAAAUGAACAUAAUAUUUUAGCUGCAGUUCAUUCCUUUUCAGCUUUUUAUUGUUAUUAAAAAGUGUGCCUAAACAUUCUGGUGUUUCGCCUAUACAGUGGUGCCCCGCAAGACGAAUGCCUCACAAGACGAAAAACCCGCUAGACGAAAGGGUUUUCCGUUUUUCGAUGCGCUUCGCAAGACGAAUUUCCCUAUGGGCUUGCUUCGCAAGACGAAACGUCUUGCGAUUUCUUGCGAUUUUUUUCGCUCCCCCCCCCUUUUUCUAAGCCGCUAAGCCGCUAAUAGCCUUUUAGCCGCUAAGCCGCUAAGCCUUUAAUAGCCGCUAAACCGCUAAACCGCUAAUAGCGCUAAUCCGCUAAGCCGCUAAUAGGGUUGCUUCGCAAGACGAGAAAACCGCUAGACGAAGAGACUCGCGGAACGGAUUAUUUUCGUCUUGUGAGGCACCACUGUAACUUAGGUUUAAGGUGCCAUUUAGCUCCUAGCUUUCACUUCUCCAUUUCUAACACAGCUGCAUGUAUCUUGAUUACUGAUAUUUGCAGUAAUACUUUUAUUAUAGCAGUGAGUGUAGUAAUGGUGAUAGGAGGAACAAAAUUUGAAUUCCACACUGUGCCAGAUCUUUCAACAAGCUUUACAAUGUUUCAUGUAAGUGCUGGGAAAAUAGAUAUGGCUCCCAAAAUCAUCAUAAUGCAAAACUCUCUAAUGCAACAGAUACUGUUGGUUAGUGCUCAAAGCUGGUGAAGAGGGAGUUCAUAUCUAGUGGCAUUAAAAAAAAUAAUUAAUGCUUAAGCUGAUUGUGUUGUGUGUAUGCAUGCUUAAAUAGUUAAGCGCACAUGUUUGAAUGUUCACUCCUAUCUUUGACAGGAACACAUAUUUCAGGAGCAAUCCAUUACCACUCAUCACUGACUCUAGGAGCUUUAUGAGGUUGAAUAAAAGUGCUGUGGACACAGACUUGCAUAAAAAACUGUAUAACAGGUGAUACUUUUAUAAUUUUUGCCUACUUUUAAGUGUUUGACUCCCAGAGCCAUUAUAAUGCACAACUGUUGUCGUAGGGGUGAACUUAAUGAUUGUUGGCAUAAACAAUUAUUAUGUUUUAAGCCCCUGUUAAGUUUCCCUGCCUCUAGCUUCUACUUAAUAGAAAUUGAAGACAUUAAGCAUAUUUAAUAGAAUUUGAACUCAUCAAACAUAUUUUACCAAGUCCUGUUCUGUGCAUAUAGAAGACAAAUGUUUGUAGUUCAAGAAUACUGCCCUUGAGUUGUACUCAACUGACUUCUAUUCAUGUCCAGUUUAGCAGUUGAAAUGUGGAGGCUGCUUUAAAUUGUGGGACAUGUAAUGAAGCAGAUCUUUAAUAUGCCAACCUGGAAAUUUUCUCCCCUCCAAUGCAAAAUUUUAAAGCUGUGCUCAGUACCCAGUGGCUUGCAGCAAUUGUUGUGCCAGUCUCUCUCCUUCAGUGUGAGAAUAUGCCUUGGAAUUAAGAGCUGGGUAAUUACUUUCAGCAAUGGUUAUUCUGCUGUGAAUGGGGGGGGGAUAUGGGGGGGUGAGCUGUGAGGAGCACCCUACAAUGCCCGAGUAGGAGGACCAUACAUUUGUGUAAAUUAACGAUUGAUACCCUCUUUUACGCUUGUGGAGUCUAUUAGUGUAGAAGCCACUUCAAUAUGUUUUGAACAUGUGGUGUACGUGUGGAGCUGAUUGUCUAGAUUCUUCCUGCCCAGUUGGUACCCUGCCAGAAGGGAGGCUCCUGAUUUACAUGAGAAAAUGUGUGCAGAUCUGGUGGCAGGAUUACCCCCACACUGUUGUAGAGUAUAGGUUCAUGUGAAGUUGAAGCCUCCUCCUUCAUACAUAGUACAAAUACAUAUAUACUAUUUGUGUUACAGUGAUCAGUGUCCAUCGCUACAGAUGGUGUCUCUGAGAUGUAUAGGUAAGUGUUGCAAUGCUGUUUAGUUUUUAGUUAACUUUUUCUGUUUUUAUUUGAAUUAAACUUUUCUGUCUUGUGCCUGACUUGUAAGAAUCCUAGUAAGUAAGUAAAUGAAUUUAUGUUGAUAUGGCUGGGGUAUGAUUAAAUUGGCCAAAUACAUUUACCUUAUUUCAUUUGGAGAUUCUGGGUUCUAUUGUUAUAAAGCCACCGUUAUCAUGAAUAAGAAUUAAUAUAAAAUAGAGAUCCUGAUUUCUAAGGAACUGAUAUUAAGUGACUGUAAAUCUGACUGUAGGCAACAUGGCUAUGGUAACUCCUAAAAGGAAGGGCAGGAUACAUAUAUUGUUGUCAUGAGAGAGUCAUAAAUGGUGGCAGGAAACAUCCUGUGACUUAUGUUAUGAAUAGUUUACUUAUGAAUGUUUAACUUAUGUUUCCUCUAUUUUUUACAAAGCGUGUGGCACUUCCAGUAAAGUUUGGAAUCCUCGAAACAGAAUUGUGGGUGGAACUGCUGCCUCCCCUGGUGAGUGGCCAUGGCAAGUCAGCCUUCAUAUACAGAAGAUUCAUCUAUGUGGAGGGUCCAUUAUCACUCCUGAAUGGAUAGUAACUGCAGCUCACUGUGUAGAUGGGUAAGUCUCAAACAAUUUCUCCCAAAUUAUGUGUCCCUUGGGAUUUUGUUUUUUGUAUGUAUAAUUGCUCUGGUUACUAAAACUUUUACUAUUAGGAACCAUUUUUGUCCUUCAAUUUUUAAACAGAAUAGAUGUAGGAUCUGGCACUUAUUUUUAGCCCUUUUGAAAUAAUUUUCAAGGAACGCCUAGACUGCAUUGUGUCUGUUUGGUGUGCUAAGGAGAACUCUCCUCCUUUUGGUCAAAUGUUCUUGAGGGUUUUUGAGGGGUUUUUUUUGCUCCUUUCUCCUCCUCUUUGCUAGGUCCUAACAAAUGCAGACACACUGACAGAAAAGGCUUAAUCCCUGGUAUCUACACAUGGCCUUUUGCUAUCUACCGUAUUUUCCGUCCCAUAGGACGCUCCGUCCCAUAGGACGCACCUAGUUUUUUUGGGGGGAAAUAAAGGGGAAAAAAUUUCCUUUAUUUUCCCCCCAAAACCAGGUUGGGGAACAGCGGUAUGGCGGCGCUCUGCCUCCCCGCUGUCCCCCGAGCUUGUGGGGCUGGCGCUGGAGAGAAGCGCGCUUUUCCCCAGUGUCAGCCUCCAAACCAGGUCGGGGAACAGCGGGAUGGCGGCACUGCGCCUCCCCGCCGUCCCCUGAGCUUGUGGGGUUGGCCGAUGUCUGCCCGAAGCACGGGGUGCUCUGCUUCAGGGCACCCUGCGCGCCGGGCGGCAGGCUGCUAUCCGCAGCCUAGGGAGUCCUGCAGGAACUCCUGCAGGGCUCCCCACGCUGCGGAUGUCUGCCCGGCGCAAGGGGCGCUCUGCUUCAGGGCGCCCCACGCGCCGGGUGGUAGGCUGCUAUCCGCAGCCUAGGGAGUCCUGCGGGAACUCCCGCGGGCUCCCCAGGCUUGCUGAUAGCUUCCUGAAGCCUGGAGAGCGAGAGGGGUCGGUGCACACCGACCCCUCUCGCUCUCCAAGCUUCAGCGAAAGCCUGUAUUCGCCCCAUAGGACGCACACAGAUUUCCCCUUCAUUUUUGGAGGGGAAAAAGUGUAUCCUAUAGGGCGAAAAAUAUGGUAUAUAGGGUUGUAACCAGGAAUGUUACCUUCUUGACAGUAGACCUUAGCAUAUUAGAUGUUGAUGCUGCAGCAACAUGAAUCAUGCUUGAGAAUAAAUCAUAAUUGUUAGCCUUCAUUUUGUUUCCUAGGGCAUAUUCUCAUGCAUUUGACUGGACAGUUUAUCCUGGGAUCAUGAAACAGCAAGAAAUGCGUCCUCAUAAGGGCUACAGAGUAUCCAAAAUAAUUUCUCAUCCAAACUAUGAUUCAACUACUAAAAAUAAUGAUGUUGCCCUUAUGAAGUUACAGUCUCAUCUACCUUUAGAUGGUACCUAUCUAUUUACCUGUGUAUAUAUGCAUGUAUAUUUUAUCUUUCUAUUACCUGCUCAGUGCAGCUAUCAAAAUCAACAUUGCAUCAAACUAAUUGAACCAGAUCAGUGCAAAACAACAGAGGCUGAUUUAGGGGAGCACGACCAGUUCAGUUGCACUGGAUGCAGAGCCUCAGGGGUGCCGCAACUAUUAUGUAGAAUGGAAGGCAGAGGAGGCAGGGAGUGCUAAAUUUCGGUGUUUGCACAGGGCACUGCUAAAAUUUAAGACCCCAGGAUCUGCCAUUGAAAAUGAUUAAAAUGAAAGAUGUGAGUAUGAUGAUAACCUAAUAGAAAAUUGGAGAAUCUGUUCAUCUUUCUACAGUUAAAGUUUAACUUCUACACUUUAAGCAGCAAUAGCUAAAUGUUUACAUUUCAAAAUGUAGCAACAAGCCAGUCCAAUCCACUAUACCAAAGCACCAAAUGUAAGUUUGCAAGAUUUUUGCCUAUUCAGAAGCAAGUGUCACAUCAUGCACACAGCUUGGCCUUCACCCACCGCUGCUGUGGUGACAGGGCCAGGGCCAGGGCCUCCGCCUUUGCCACAAGGCCUCUGUGGUCAUGGCAUCAGCAGGGUGGGGGCGGUGGAGCGUGUGCAGCUAGGCCUCCACCCACUACCACUCUCCAGUGUGGUGUAGUGGUAGUGGUUAAGAGGGGUAGGCUCGUAAUCUGGGGAACCCGGUUCGCAUCUCCGCUCCUCCACAUGCAGCUGCUGGGUGACCUUGGGCUAGGCACACUUCUCUGAAGUCUCUCAGCCCCACUCACCUCACAGAGUGUUUGUUGUGGAGGAGGAAGGGAAAGGAGAAUGUUAGCUGCUUUGAGACUCCUUCGGGUAGUGAUAAAGCGGGAUAUCAAAUCCAAACUCCUCUUCCUCCUCCUCCUCCUCUUCUUCUUCUUCUUCCUCCACCACCACUGGCUCUCUGGUGCUGCAACAGCCUCCACUGAGGCCUGCCGCAGAUGCACCCCAUAAGCACGCCUUUGGCCACAGUGAACUGCAGCAGAGGCCCAUGGUGAAGGGUCUUUGUGGAGGCCACCACAGUGUCAGAGAGCCAGCGAGGUAAGGCUGUGGUGGGUGGAGACUGAGCAGCGCACACGUGUGCAACAUGACUGCCGGGCACCCACAAUAUAAAUUUUGUGGGUGCCCAUACACCCAGCCCCCCCCCCCCAUGGCACCAGUGGCCCCAUCCAUAUGUCAGAGUGCAAAUCUUUACAUCAGGGAGCUUCCUCUGCUUGUGUUGCCCCCCCCCCCGCAUUCUAUGCAAAAUACUGUUGAAAAUCCACAGUGCCCCAAAUAAUGUAAACACCUGCAGUGUCAGUUUUUAUUUCCUUUCUCUCUUCCACCCCCAAACCUCCAUGUUUGUGGGAUGGUGGGGAAAAUAUAGUUGUUGUUUUUUAUUUUUUAAAUUAUUUUCAAUUUUAUACAUUUCAGUAAUUUUGCAAUCAUGUUAACAUUUCGAAACUCAACUCCCCCCCUUUCUGUGGUUCCUUACAUUUAUUUUUUAUAUUUUCAGCAUAAUCCAAUUAACUAAACUUAAUCAUUUAUUCAUCUAUUGAAAAAUGUAGUAUUAAGUAAGGCGAGUUACUGCUUUUAUUACUCUUAACUUGUAGUCACAUCUAGACUUCUGCCAAAAAGUGUGUUUUUGGUGGGUAAAGGUUUCUUGCCUUGAUAGCUCCCAUACAGUGACUUUUAUCAACAAAAAUGCUCAUUUCCUCAAGGAAAUUAAGAGUGCUAGUAGAAAUCAGGUACUAUGAAAGCCCCCAACCUUCCAUGUUAGAAGGGCUGAGAGUGCUGUUCUGGCAACUCUCUAUCAAAUUCUCAUUUCUGCACAGUUACUGAUUAGCAAUAUGUUCUUGCCUCAUAGAGUUUAUAAGUCCAGUUUGUUUGCCCAACCCUGGAAUGAUGUUUCAGCCUGACCAGCAAUGUUGGAUAUCUGGAUGGGGAGCGAAAUUCCAGAGAGGUAAAAUCGGUUUCUAUCAAAGUCUGGGCUUUCCUUUAAUUAUAUGUCGUGGCACUUUGGAAUUGCUGCUAUAAAAAUAUUAAAAUAACUGGCUUGGUUGCAACAAAUUAACUAAAGUGACCCAGUUAAAAGUCACUCUUUAUGUUGGAACUAGAUUGUUAGCUCAAUAUCACCUUAUAUAUGUCCUAUACAUGUUUGUUGUUGCUAUGAAUCUUUUUGUUACCCUGAGCCAUUACUGAAGCAAUUUGCCUAUGUUUUGUUCUAAAUGGAAAAAGCCACCAGAUGUUUUGAGGAAAGUGACACACAGUUGUUGCUGCACUACAUAUAGCCUACAUCCUCACUGACUCUUGGCCAUUCUGGCUGGAGAAGGUGAGAGUAACACUUCAGCAACAUCUCAGGUGCCAAAUUUGAGGGAAAGCAACAAAGGCUGCAGUCUGAGACUCAGAAGGAGAGUCAGAGUGAGCUGAAAACUGGAAGGCAUCGCAAGAUGCUGAAGAGUUUGUGUCAGGAUCUGUUUUCAGCAGUGCUGCUGCUACAGUCAAACCUUGGAAGCCGAAUGCCUUGUGAGUUGAAGCCGCAAACCCAGAAGUUAGUGUUCCGGUUUGCGAAUGUUUUUUAGAAGCCAAAAUCUGACGUGGCUUCUGAUUGUGUGCAGGAAGCUCCUGCAGCCAUUCGGAAGCCGUGUCUUGGUUAUCAAAUGUUUUGGAAGUCGAACGGAUUUCCGGAACGGAUUCUGUUCAGCUUCCAAGGUACGACUGUAUUUGUAAAUCUAAAUAUUAUAAUGCUGCAUAAGUCUCCAGUGAGUUCUCCCCCCAAAGGAAGUAAAAUGCAGUUAUGCACUUCCCCUGGGGUUUCUCGCUGCUCAGGAAAGUGGGGAACAGAUAAUAGUUUGUUUUAUGUAUAUGAAAUGUCUUGUUUAAUUCAGCUUUUAAAAAGACAUUUGGAGACAAGUUGCAGUGCUUUGUCAAUCCAUUGAACUGCAUUUUUACUGCUGAGUCCAUUGCCUUUAUGUCAACAUUCUGCAGCUGAAAGUUUUAGUAGGUUGUAUUUGAGUGGCUCUUAAUAUGUUGUUUUUGCACCUAUUUUUCAACCUUAGGUAACACUUCACAAGAACUGAAUGCAGCAAUAGUACCUCUGAUAGACUCAGCUAUAUGUAAUGAUAGGUAUAUCUAUAAUGGACUCAUUUUGCCUACCAUGUUCUGUGCUGGAUAUAUAGAAGGAAAGGUGGAUUCUUGUCAGGUAAUGUCUCUCUAUUUUAAGUGAUAAAGCAGCGCUUAGAUUCUAGCAUGAGCUCUUGUGGUCACAGUGCUAGUUUAGCCAUAUGAAGCCCUAAAUGGCUUAGGAGCAGGUUAUCUGAGAGAUUGCCUUGUCCCACAUAUGCCUCACCACACCUGCCUUCAACAAGCGAAGUGAGGUGGGUGGCUACCAGGGCCUUUUGGUUGUCACGUCUUGGCACAGGGAGACUCACCAUGGAACUUUCAUUAGUGUCUUCCCAGUGCUUUACCCAGGCUUUUAAAGUGUUUUACAUCUGGCCUGUAAGACCACCCUGAGACCUGUGGGUAUAGGGCGAUUUACACAUUUUAAUAAUACCAAUAAUAUAGGCUGAGUUUAUGGAAAGGAGGUAGUUUUUCUGUCUUCCAUUGUGUUUAUUGAUAAGUGACCAUAGAAAUGUUAAUACAAAUAAAUAAUGGUGAUUAGUUCAUUGGAAAAACAGGUUUGACUGAUUUAAAAGCAUUUCUCAUUUCCUUGGUGAACUUCCUUUACAGACGGAGGGUGACCUCUCUCAACCCCCUCCAAUUUUCCUAUUCCUACAUGUUUUCCCUACCUAAAAGCUAAACAGAACUUCUGAAAACCAUUCAAUAACUAUUAAAGGGCUACUUACUUUCAGCAAAGUUAGUAUUAGCCAGACGUUGUAGGCGUAGGGCUCCCUGCCAGACGACAUUGGUGCCACCACUGAGGAGACUAUUAUAGCAGAUGAUGAUUCUAGGUAGCAUACAGUGGUUAAGUAAAUUGCACAGGUCCUGCCCUUAGGCUUACAAGCUCAAAAACAAAAUAUGAAAUGGAAGAGGGAUAGGAAGGAGAAAGGGAUAAGUAGAAGUAAAUUCAGGUACCAAAAUUUCUUAGCUACGUAAUGGGCAAUUGAGAAAGUUGUGGGAGAAGAGAAGCCAGAAAGGAGUUGGGUCCCAGUGACUUCCUCAAGUGGAGUUAUGUAAAAUGAAUGGAAUUUUAAGCAGGGCUCCUCACCUGGCUUCUAGUGUUUGAGCAAACACAAGGAGAUAAAUUAGGUAUACAGGGUCUAGAUAGUCAGAGCCUUUUCAGGUCAAAACAAGUAGCUCAUAUAUGGCACAUUGCCAAUGCAAAUGCUAUAAAACCCAUCUAAUAUAGUCACAGUGGAUCUCUUCAUUAGUAGGCAAGAAGUUUCAUUCUGCAGUAGUUGAACAAAUGGUUUAAAAGCAGCAGUAACUUUACCGUGGGUUGCAAUGAAAAUGAUUAUAAUUUUCCUAUAGAAAACUCUGCAUGUGACUUACAGGGUAUAACUGUAGAAUGUGUUUCCUCUCUUGUUUUAGGGUGACAGUGGUGGUCCAUUGGUAACUCAGAAGAAUGCUUUGUGGUGGUUAGUGGGUGACACAAGUUGGGGAACGGGCUGUGCUAGUAGAUUCAGACCUGGAGUUUAUGGUAACAUGACAGUGUUUGCAGACUGGAUUUACAGAAAUAUGCAGGUAACCUUCUCUGAAAUAUUUUGAUAGCACUUUCCGAGGUGGGUUUUAGUGGUUGUCAGAUACAUUGCAGUAAUGAUGAAAUGGCCACUGGGCUGAUGGACAAGAGGCGGGGUGGGGAGUGGUAGCCUUCCCUGCCCUUUUCUGCCAGCCAAGCUGCUGCUUGGUAACAAGAGGAGCAAAGCAGGGAUUGCAGGUCCAGGUUGCCACAAGUGGACAGGGGCCUGGCUCAUUUGUAAGGGCAGAGAAUUCUGUCUGUGUUGACAAAGGUGUUCAGUGUGUGUGUAUCAAAUUUGCUUCAAUCAUGCUGGAGCACGGCCAAGAGAUGGACGUCAGGGAACUGGCUCUAUAUGGACAAAUUUGUUUAAACAUUUUUUUAAAAGGGAAAUGAAAACUUGGUCUUCCUCCACAUCAUGUGGGGCUGGAAUGACAUAACUUUUGCUCCAAUCAAUUAUCUCUAGCCUGCUUCACCCAAUAUGAUUGGGGAAAGCUAGGUGACUCCAUGUGCUCUGCAGAGUUGCCUGGUUUUUACCCAGUAGCUCCAACCUUGCCCUGCUAUCUAUCUUAAGUAUCUAUCUAUACAUUAGGCCGGGUUUCUGAGUUUUUAGACUACAGCUCCCAUCAUCCCUAGCUAGCAGGACCCAAUGGUCAUGGAUGAUGGGAAUUGUACUCCAAAACCAGCUAGUUACCCAAGUUUGGGAAACCCUACAUUAGAGAAAGUGUCUUUGAUGUGUCUAGAUCCAGCCUAGAACAGGGGUUGAAAACCUGUUGCUCUGCUGACUAUUAACUUCCACCAAGUACAGUAAACAUGGCUUUUAGUCUGGGAUGGUGGGAGCUGCCCAUUCCUUAGACCCUCUGUUAUUAAGAGAGCUCCUCCCUACCAAAGUUCAGGUGAUAGCAGCCCCAAAGAGGGCAUUCUGUGGCAGCCCCUAAGCUGUGGAAUUUACUCCCUCUAGAGGUGUAUAUGCACCUUCAUUACAGUUUCCCAUAUGCUGAAGAUGUAGCUCACUCCUGGCCUUUCAUACUGGAAAGCUAUUUUAGGAGCCACCCUAUUCUUCUGCGUGCAAAUUGUUUUAACUGAUAUAAUUUUAAAUUGUUGUAAUCUUUCCCAGGACCUCAUGUAAGAAAUUGCAUAACUAAUAGCAUCUGGAGGGCUAAAAUGUACCUCUCCUUAGUUUUUGUGAGAGAAAUAAUUGAUGGUGGUGACAGCAGUGGCACAGGGACCAAAGGGGAAGGCAGGAGAGAGCAGACGUGUAGUGUGUGCACAGGCAUGUCCACUCUGGAAUGCCAUUUGGCCACUUCUGUUGCACUUGGCUCUCAAGGCACAAUAUGGUUCCAAAUGUGUUAUCUCCCAUCAAGGAAACUUUUUUUUUGGGGGGGGAUGUUUAGUCAGUCAAGACACAGAUACAGUUCUCCUGCAACUGUCUUUUGUCUCUGCGGUAGGAAUUACAAGGUGUGUUCAGGCACACCCUUUGGCUGCCACCUUCAGUCAUUUGCAGGUUGCCACGACCUGAAAAUUUAUAGUUCCAUAGAAACACUUGCCAGCCCUGCUAUGGUUUACUCAUGAUCUUGCAUGCAGGGAUGAAGAGAAUGUGAGUCAAGAUCCCUGAUCUUGUGGGAGCAGGGGGCAGUCAAGAAUUCAGUGACACCACUUGCUUCUUACCUUGAACAACUGAUUGCGUUAAAAGUUCACGUAAACAUUAAUAAAUUCAUAAAUAAAUUCAAUACUUUGGAUUGAGGUUGCUGAAACUUGUGUUUUUCCUAACAGGCGAACAGAUGAUGCUAUUCAGCCAUACCCCCCUGCCCUCCAUGGAAUGAAUGGUGCCCCUGAUGUAUCUGAUUGCUUCCACUGGCUUUCUUGGUCUUCAUCAUUCCUGUACUAAGCGACUCUUAGGACCUAAACACUUGAUAAUUCUGAAUGCUUGCAAAGUAUUUGGGGCCAUUUGCACUGUGAAUGUCUUAAUAUCAAACGGUGUAGGUUGAACAAGAUUCUCUUUCCUUCAGUGUAGGUGCCCCUGGUCACUAUCACUCCCUUAUCAAGUUGCUAAACUUUUCUUCAUUUUGGAGGAUUCCCAGCCAGUUUUUUUUUUUAGUUUCAUUAUAAAUCAUAUUUAUAAAUUGCUGUUACUGCUGUCUUAGGAAUAGCACAGCAUCUUGUUUAUUUUCUUGGUUUUAUUUUAACUUUUAAUAUAUUAUUAUCUGUGAAUAUCUGGGCUGCUGGCUAGCCCAGUUUUUCAAGAUUGAGGGUAAAUGUCUUACUGUAACAUAUGAAGAGACCUUCUCCAAUACUCCAGUACUACUGAGAGAUGAAUAAUACUUUUCCAUUAUCUCCUGGUCAGGUACCUUUACUUCCUUUGUCUAGGUAUUAUAUUGAUUCUGAAAUCAGGUCUAUGUUCAGGUUUGUACUGAAUUCCUCCCCUCCUUCAGAUAUCAAAAUUAGAGUUUGGUUCAGAAAAUGGGAAAACCUUGAAUUUUAUUUUGUUAGAAUAUUCCCAGGUCGUAUCCGAUGCAGAAAGGAUAAAACUACUACUGAGCCUCAGUAAACAACCAACUGGAUAUGUUGUUUACUUAUGUGCUUACUCAUGUUUAGAGCCUGCAGACAGUAGCUAGGGAACAAUUCAACAGUUUCCCCCAAUCUCUUUCCUGAGAAAGCCUAAAUAUGCUCUCGUGAAUAUUUAUUACAUGCGGUUUGCUGCUGUUAACCCACAUGCUAAUGGAAAAGUAACCACUUAAUCUUACAGCUACCUCAUUUUGUAAGAGAGCAGCAACAUUUAUCUAUUAAGCAGGGAUUUUUUUUACAAUUAAGAUUUACAAUUUUAAUAAUGAAUUCAGAAAUAAACUUAAAUAUGGAAUGUGUAACAGCAAUAAAAUCUGGCAAACUGGGGAUUUCUUCUGAUUCUCAUGGACUGAAAUUACAAAACUGCUGCUACUGAAUUGCUCUUUUUUUAUAAAAAAAAAAGUGCCUGUUACCGCAGCAACUUUCAUUUCAGGCUUUGCCGAUAAAGUUGGGUAGUAAUGAGCCACUCAAAUCAUUAUUUAAAGGAGACAUACUGAUAAUACUAUGAAUAUAAAUCUUGCUGAAUUGUUAAAUAGUUGUGCCACUAUUUUAAGUAGCAAAUAUUUCUUUACUUCAAAAUUGAAAUACAACAUGUAUCUUAUGUACAAAUAAAUAAUUUUUUUACUCUCUU
Messenger RNA from Podarcis lilfordi (Lilford's wall lizard), 27430 nucleotides. The record is from the annotation of a GenBank genome assembly. Lineage: Eukaryota; Metazoa; Chordata; Lepidosauria; Squamata; Lacertidae.